AUGGCCAUUUAUAACAAUACAGUAAAGCCUAUUAAUGGUAUGGAUCUGUGGUCAACAAGUGGUGAACCCUCAAUCCUUCCCCCACAGUACUCAAGGCAGCCAAGGAGGCCAAGGACAAAGAGGAUGAAGGAUGUAUCUGAGAAAGCAGAAGUUGGUGGUAUCAAGCUUGAUAAGUCCAAUACUCAGAGAAAGAGACCCGCAACUAAGAAUGAGCUGAGGCAUAAGGUAAAGAUAAGGGCAGAAAAACUGAAGGCAGCAGCAGUAAAAGGAUCAAAUGCUUUAAGCAAGCCAAAAGGUAGACCUCCAAAGCCUUCAGCAACUUCUGCCCCAGCAACAACAAAUGCUAAAGCUCCUCCUGCUACAACAAGGUGUAAACCUCCAGCCAAGCCAUCAUCAUCUUCUAAGCAAGCAGCUCCGAGUAGGUCAUCUAGCAUAAUCAGAGAUAAUGCAAACGAUGGGAAAAAGUAG
Molecule: messenger RNA, 468 nt
Organism: Rosa chinensis
Lineage: Eukaryota; Viridiplantae; Streptophyta; Magnoliopsida; Rosales; Rosaceae
Product: histone H1-like
Exons: 3
Coding region: 1-468 (155 amino acids)
Source: RefSeq, a predicted model, not a curated record